AUGGAGUUGGGAACGGAAGUAGUGUGGGCAUUGACUGUCUUUCUAAUCGUUGUCUUCACAUUAUUAAUUAAGAGAAAGAAACACACCAAUUAUCCUCCAUUGUAUAGUGGGUGGAUUCCGUGGUUGGGGUGUGCUUUAGAAUUUGGUCGAGCACCUGUCUUGUUUAUUGAAGCAAAACGAAAAGAGCUUGGUUCCAUCUUCAGUCUGUAUAUUACAGGCGAGCGGUAUACAUUCUUCACUGAUCCAGAGGAUUAUGGACAUUUUUUUUAUUCCAGCAAUGUCAGUUUUGGCCAAGCAGUUCAGAAUUCUGUUCAACGAGUUGCGUCCAUCACAGAAGAGUCGUUCUUCAAGUACCACACCAGCCUCCAUGAUGCUGUCAAGGGAAGGUUGGCUGCGUCUCAGCUGGCUUCAAUAUCACCGAGUCUCCUACAUAACUUCAAACAACAUCUAGAUCAUGUCACUACAGGAGACUGUGAGAGUCUUCACGCUGUCAUACAAACCGUUAUGUACAAAUCUGUCAUGACGGAACUGUUUGGGAAAGGAAUUCUUCCCACAGAAUCUGAGACAGAGUAUGCCGAGUUUGAGAAACACUUCAUCAAAUUUGACGAUCAGUUUGAAUAUGGAAGUCGACUUCCACCAUUCUUCCUCAAAGACUGGAGUACAUCAAAGCAGUGGUUGUUGAAACUUUUUACUGGUGUUGUGAAGCGACUUGAAAAGUGUCAAGACAAUGGUGAUAAGCAGACCCUACAGCAACAUCUGAUUGGCCUUGUUGAUCGACGCCACGCCCCCAACUACAGCAUGCUCCUGCUCUGGGCCUCACUGGCUAAUGCAAUUCCUAUCACGUUUUGGACCCUGGCCUUCAUGAUGAACAACAAGGAUGUGAUGAAGAAAGCUCGGUCAGAAGUAGACACAGUUCUCGGAAAAUCAACCCACAUUACUGAAGAAGUGUUGCGAGAAAUGCCAUAUUUGAAAAUGUGUAUUCUUGAAUCAAUUCGCAUGCGGUCACCUGGAGUGGUUGUAAGAAAGGUGGUCAAGGGAUUCACAGUCAAGGGCUACAAGAUCCCUGAGGGUGACAUUGUGAUGGUGUCCCCCUACUGGACUCAUCGGAACCCUAAAUACUUCCAUGAUCCCAAUACUUUCAAUCCGGAACGAUGGAACAAAGAAGACCUUGAUAAAAAUCUGUUUCCUCCAGGCUUUAUAGGAUUUGGAGGGGGCCGUUACCAGUGUCCAGGCAGGUGGUUUGCUCUUCUUGAGAUGCACAUGUUUGUUGCCUUGUUUCUGCAACGCUUUGACUGCAAACUGCUGAGCCCCGUACCUCAACCAAGCACUCUGCAUGUCGUGGGAACUCAGCAGCCAAUGGGUCGGUGUGACUUCCAGUUGUCCAACAGACUUGUGUAACACAAAACAGUUAGUUAUGCUAGGUUCAGACUGUCAAUUGUUACGACAAAGUUGGCAAACUCAACCGUUCCAUUGUAAUUUCCUUAACUCCAGUUAAGAUAGAUGCACUCAGAUUAACAGCUAAUGGGUCAUACUGUGAGAAUUGAGUUGUACGAGCUGGACAGUCAUUGAAGUCGUGACAGCAGAAUGUUGGCCAACUUCAUGUUGGCAAUUGGUAGUCAGAGACUAGCAUAAGUCAUUUAUAUCUACUGUUAUUAGUUGGACUAUAGAGUGAUAUUUUCUUAUCAACUGGAUGGUUUUAAAACUGCAUUUUUCAGACUCUUUAAGCUAGUAAAUUGUUUUCUGUACCCCUUUCAUGUACCGUAUAUUGCCAUGUAUUAGCCAACUCCUUGGAUAAGCCGACCUCUUUGUUUGACCCUAAAUAUCCAGUACAAAAUCAUCGGCCUUGUGUAUACGCCGAAGUCAUCUUUUGUCCAGCUGUAUGUUGUAUCGAUUUCAAUAAUAUUGUCAACAAAUAGACAUGUGCUUUUCUUGUUCAUUACAUUUGUUUUCCCUUUAAUUAUUACAAACACGGUAAUCGCGAUUGCAAUCAAUCAUCAAUGAGGCAAUGCUAACAUCUACCAUGCCGUGAAAAAUAAUUUAGAAUUGAUAAAGCAUAGCAGGAAAAUAAAUAAUUCAAGCUGUAACAACAUAUCACUGCACAUAAGUAAUUAAUUUAUUCACUGGACAGCAAAAAGUAAAAUCAUUGAGGCAUGUUUAAUGCCUCACCACACACACACACAAACAAAAGAUCAUGCAGUUCGUGACUGCAGCUGUUCACUGUAUAUGGUAUGAUCAUGUGACAAUAGUGGGAGUAAUUAUCAUCCUGAAAUUCAUGUUGUUUUUUCAGUCGAUAAUGUUACUAAUAGCUUAAUUUAUUUAUGGCAUUGCUUUACAGUUUAAUGCACCCUCCCAACAAAACAAUAAUAUUAGAAAUAUAAUACUUGUUUGAAGAAAAAACACUGUUUUGUAUCUUAAACUUGCUAUAUGAA
This is a messenger RNA of Gigantopelta aegis, 2429 nucleotides long. RefSeq names its product 24-hydroxycholesterol 7-alpha-hydroxylase-like. The transcript has 13 exons. The record is from RefSeq and is a predicted model, not a curated record. Lineage: Eukaryota; Metazoa; Mollusca; Gastropoda; Neomphalida; Peltospiridae. Gene Ontology annotation, molecular function: steroid hydroxylase activity; iron ion binding; heme binding. Gene Ontology annotation, biological process: cholesterol homeostasis; bile acid biosynthetic process. Bases 1 to 1398 code for a protein of 465 amino acids.